AUGGCGUGUGCAUGGCGUAUACGCCGUGUACACACGGGCGUCGUGUGCGUGUCACACGCCGUGUACACACGGGCGUCGUGUGCGUGUCACACGCCGUGUACACACGGGCGUCGUGUGCGUGUCACACGCCGUGUACACACGGGCGUCGUGUGCGUGUCACACGCCGUGUACACACGGGCGUCGUGUGCGUGUCACACGCCGUGUACACACGGGCGUCGUGUGCGUGUCACACGCCGUGUACACACGGGCGUCGUGUGCGUGUCACACGCCGUGUACACACGGGCGUCGUGUGCGUGUCACACGCCGUGUACACACGGGCGUCGUGUGCGUGUCACACGCCGUGUACACACGGGCGUCGUGUGCGUGUCACACGCCGUGUACACACGGGCGUCGUGUGCGUGUCACACGCCGUGUACACACGGGCGUCGUGUGCGUGUCACACGCCGUGUACACACGGGCGUCGUGUGCGUGUCACACGCCGUGUACACACGGGCGUCGUGUGCGUGUCACACGCCGUGUACACACGGGCGUCGUGUGCGUGUCACACGCCGUGUACACACGGGCGUCGUGUGCGUGUCACACGCCGUGUACACACGGGCGUCGUGUGCGUGUCACACGCCGUGUACACACGGGCGUCGUGUGCGUGUCACACGCCGUGUACACACGGGCGUCGUGUGCGUGUCACACGCCGUGUACACACGGGCGUCGUGUGCGUGUCACACGCCGUGUACACACGGGCGUCGUGUGCGUGUCACACGCCGUGUACACACGGGCGUCGUGUGCGUGUCACACGCCGUGUACACACGGGCGUCGUGUGCGUGUCACACGCCGUGUACACACGGGCGUCGUGUGCGUGUCACACGCCGUGUACACACGGGCGUCGUGUGCGUGUCACACGCCGUGUACACACGGGCGUCGUGUGCGUGUCACACGCCGUGUACACACGGGCGUCGUGUGCGUGUCACACGCCGUGUACACACGGGCGUCGUGUGCGUGUCACACGCCGUGUACACACGGGCGUCGUGUGCGUGUCACACGCCGUGUACACACGGGCGUCGUGUGCGUGUCACACGCCGUGUACACACGGGCGUCGUGUGCGUGUCACACGCCGUGUACACACGGGCGUCGUGUGCGUGUCACACGCCGUGUACACACGGGCGUCGUGUGCGUGUCACACGCCGUGUACACACGGGCGUCGUGUGCGUGUCACACGCCGUGUACACACGGGCGUCGUGUGCGUGUCACACGCCGUGUACACACGGGCGUCGUGUGCGUGUCACACGCCGUGUACACACGGGCGUCGUGUGCGUGUCACACGCCGUGUANGCUCUUGACUCUUGCAUGCCUCGCCACAAAGAGCAAGAGUAUGAAUAA
Messenger RNA from Hyalella azteca, 1374 nucleotides. RefSeq names its product prestalk protein-like. The record is from RefSeq and is a predicted model, not a curated record. NCBI's taxonomy places the organism in Eukaryota, Metazoa, Arthropoda, Malacostraca, Amphipoda, Hyalellidae. The transcript has 2 exons. The coding region runs from base 1 to 1374 and encodes 457 amino acids.